UACUUUUACUGCGAAAAUAAGAUGACAGURGAUAGAAGAGACUCCGAAGACCUGUAUUCUUAUAUCCGUCGAUUGGCACAACAAAACGGAGGCCAAGGAGCUGAACAGUGCCGACGUUGCCAUCAGCGUGWCGAUUUACUAAGACUCUUUAAGGCGCAUUUCUGCACUAUCAUCGAAUUUAAGCACAGCCAAAUGAGGACUCUUGUGGACCAGGUCAACGCCCUGCACUGCCAGGAGCAAGUCUUGCAGCUUCAACUAGGUGUCACAGAGACAGAAAAUAACGACACCAAUAACAAGAUUAAAGUGCUCCUGGAKUUGGUAAAUGGUUUACGAGAGACUGCAAAAUCUGAAUCUUUCAAAGUCGCUAAACUCACAGAGGAACUUCAGAAGACCCAACAAGAACUUAUGGAAGCAAAACAAAGCAGCUUCCAGAAAUUGUGGAGAMGAAUUAGAAGUAAAAGGAACAAAUCAGGAAAAAAAUCUGUCCAGAAAACCCGGAAUAGUUUAUUCAUUUGCUUUCGAAAGUAAUUCCACUUCAGUAUAACACGUUACAGUUAUUAACUAUUGUAUUUAUUGGUUGAUUUGUCUAUAUGUUUUAUACAUUCAAAUUAUUUCUUUUUCUGACAAAAAUUCUUCUUUGUAAUAUUGAUUGAAAAUUUCUUAGAAAAUUGAUUCUAUAAAUAUGAUUAUGAAAAUACUAA
Messenger RNA from Exaiptasia diaphana, 701 nucleotides. RefSeq lists its product as uncharacterized. The record is from RefSeq and is a predicted model, not a curated record. The transcript has 5 exons. Bases 22 to 528 code for a protein of 168 amino acids. Lineage: Eukaryota; Metazoa; Cnidaria; Anthozoa; Actiniaria; Aiptasiidae.